This is a messenger RNA of Lates calcarifer (barramundi perch), 1449 nucleotides long. RefSeq names its product phosphatidylinositol N-acetylglucosaminyltransferase subunit A-like. The record is from RefSeq and is a predicted model, not a curated record. NCBI's taxonomy places the organism in Eukaryota, Metazoa, Chordata, Actinopteri, Centropomidae. Gene Ontology annotation, molecular function: phosphatidylinositol N-acetylglucosaminyltransferase activity. Gene Ontology annotation, biological process: GPI anchor biosynthetic process. Gene Ontology annotation, cellular component: glycosylphosphatidylinositol-N-acetylglucosaminyltransferase (GPI-GnT) complex.
AUACGUCCUUGCGUCUGACGUAGCGCAAAACAUCAGGAAGUGAUACGGGCGGCCAACUGGCUAGCUCAAGGCUAGCGAGCAGCAGAAAUGAAUAUUCACGUAAAAAGCAGUUCUGUGUAUCUUCACAGUCUGGAACGAGACUGACAUUUUGUCCACGCAUUGAGGAAGUGCACAGCCGCACAAAAAAAGUCUACAAUGGGUCAACGAAGGCGAGCAGCGGCUGUGAAAAAUCCUUCAUCUCAGGGAGUCUCUGGAGGUCCUGCAGAGUCUGUCAGGGUUUCCAGCAGGAAGCACAACAUCUGCAUGGUGUCUGACUUCUUCUAUCCGAAUAUGGGAGGGGUAGAGAGUCACAUUUACCAGCUUUCCCAGUGUCUGAUUGAAAAGGGACACAAGGUGGUGAUUGCCACCCAUGCCUACGGCAGGAGGAAGGGUGUCAGGUACCUGACCAAUGGACUGAAGGUGUACUACCUACCCCUGCAAGUGAUGUACAACCAGUCCACAGCCACCACCUGCUUCCACAGUCUCCCACUGCUGCGUUGUGUGUUUGUCAGGGAACGCAUCACUGUGGUGCACGCACACAGCUCGUUCUCCGCCAUGGCCCAUGAUGCACUUUUCCAUGCUAAAACUAUGGGCCUCAACACGGUGUUCACUGACCACUCUCUCUUCGGCUUCGCUGACGUCAGCUCUGUGCUGACCAACAAACUCCUGACUGUGUCGCUGUGUGAUACCAACCACAUUGUGUGUGUGUCGUACACCAGUAAGGAGAACACAGUGCUCCGUGCAGCACUUGACCCAGAGAUAGUGUCUGUUAUUCCCAAUGCUGUUGACCCUACAGACUUCACCCCUGACCCUUCCCAGCGCCAAGACGACAGGAUCACUAUUGUUGUCAUCAGCCGCCUUGUCUACCGCAAAGGAAUUGAUCUUCUUGGUGGAAUAAUCCCAGAGCUCUGCCUCAAACAUCCAGACCUGCAUUUCCUAAUUGGUGGAGAGGGACCGAAGCGAAUUGUGUUAGAGGAAGUGAGAGAGAAGUAUCAACUACAUGACCGGGUGCGUCCUGGGGCUUUGGAGCAUAAAGAUGUUCGUGGCGUUUUGGUGCAGGGUCACAUCUUCCUUAACACAUCACUGACUGAAGCGUUCUGCAUGGCCAUUGUAGAGGGAGCCAGCUGUGGACUGCAGGUGGUCAGCACUCGUGUCGGGGGCAUUCCCGAGGUGUUACCUGAAGAUUUGAUUACCUUGUGUGAGCCCACUGUACGGUCAUUGUGUGCUGGUCUGGAGGCAGUCAUCACCCGGCAGCGGUCAGGCUCUGUCCCCUCCCCUGCCUCCAUCCAUGCACGUGUGCAAAACCUCUACACCUGGAGGAACGUCGCAGAGAGGACUGAAAAAGUAGGUUCACCAACACCAAAACUGUCAUUUCAUUCAGUUAUGUCCUGUUAGCAUCACUUCACUACA